CAUCCCUGACCCCAUCCCUGCUUCCCGGCCUCCAUCCCUACCUCUGUCCUGCCUCCCGGCCUCCAUUCCUGCCUCCCGGCUUCCGUCCCUGGCCCCAUCCUUGCCUCCUCGCCUUUAUCCCUGCCUCCGUCCUGCCUCCCGGCCUCCAUCCCUGCCUCCCGGCCUGUCUCCCGGCCCCCAUCCCUGCCUGCCUACUCUCCUUCCUCCCUCCCAGCCUUGCAGCAUCCUUUCCUGUAGCAGUUGUUACUAUCCGCCCCCCUCCCUCCCCGUUUCCCAUCCGCUCCCGUUGCAGUCGCGGCGUGCCCGGCCGGGGACAGGGCAGGCCCGGCCAUGCUGCCCUCCUUCAGUUACCUGACCGAACACACCGGCUUCCGCGGCACCAUCAAAAACUCCCCCGCCGACUUCGUAGUGACAGAAAUCGAGGUGCCCGAACGCUUCCUUGGGGACAGCGGGGCUGAACUGCCUCAGAAAACCAGCGAGGCGCUGGCGGAGCAAAGCGCCCCGUGCCCGCGGCAGCCCAAGCAGCGAAGAGCGGAGGCCCCCGGCCCGGGUGCCCCCCUGUGUCCCCGGGGGGCUGCGCCCGGGACCCCGGAGCGCGACCCGGGCCGGGCAGGGGGCGGCUGUGCUGCAUCCUCUGGCAAGAAACAGCGUGAGGGAGCACCUGAGCCGAAAUCCGGCCUCGAGGAAACCAAACUGGAGUCCUUACUCGGCAAACCCAUGAGCGAACUGCUCAAUAAGUUUGCUUGCGAUCUGAAGGAAGCGUGGGGCUUGGAAAAUAGUCCGAGUGCUGGCACUAGGGAGCUCUCGCUAGGAGCCAGGCUGGACAAGAAAAGUCGGGCUGAUUUACACAGUGCUGUUAGGCAGAAAUUCCCCUUUUUAGUCACUGUUACAAAAGACAAUGAAAUGAUUGUAAAAGGAAAUGCUGAUUACAAAGAACUUUGUCAGUUAGUGACUGAAAAGGAAACAAGUGAUUUCUUUAAAUUUUUAGAUGCAAAGCUAGAAAAUUCGACGUUUUCUUUUGAGCCUGAUGGAAACAAAGAGCACAGAAAAGUAGUUCACCACUUUCUCCAUAGAAAAUUCGGAAAACUUUUAGAAACAAAGUCUUUUACUGUGACAGAUGUCAAUGAUCAGCCAAAUAUGUCAAUAAUAGUACGAUUUCGAGAAAAAUGUGGGUCCAGAAAAAGGUCUGCUGGUGGUUCACAGGAAAAACAAGAUGUUUAUACAGCUUUCACCCUUCAGAAAGAAAAUGUAGAAACACUAGAAGCAAUCGGCUUGUUGGCUGCAGAACUUGAUGUUCUUCCUUCAGACUUCAGUUACACUGGCAUCAAAGAUAAGAAGGCUAUCACUUUCCAACCUAUGGUUGUGAAGAAGGUGACUCCUGAGAGGUUGAAAGAAAUUGGAAACAAAAUGGAAAAAAAGGGCAUGAGAAUAUACAACAUACGUUCAACGUACCAGCACCUCAGGCUUGGUCAGCUGAAAGGCAAUCACUUUGACAUAGUUGUGAGAGAUCUCCAAAAGCACAGUCAUGACUCUUCUGCAGAUUUAAAGAAAAGAAUAUCUGAAGCAAUGGAAAAUGUUGAGACAAAAGGUUUUGUAAAUUACUACGGACCUCAGCGAUUUGGACAAGGACAAAUUGUUCAGACAGAUCAAAUAGGAUUGGCUUUACUGAGUGAAAAAAUGGUGGAAGCUAUGAAGUUGUUCUUCACACCUGAAGAUACUGAUGAUCCUGUAAACAAUGCAAAAAGAUACUUUCUUCAAACUGAAGAUGCAAAGGGCACGCUCGUGAUGCUGCCAGAAUUUAAAGUAAGAGAGAAGAUGUUGCUACGAGCUUUAAAUCGCUAUGGUGUAAAUCAUGAAGGCUGUACCAAAGGAUGGCUCAACAUUCCUCAUUCCUUGCGCAUAUUCUAUGUCCAUGCUUAUUGCAGUAAAAUUUGGAAUGAAGCAGCAUCAUAUAGGCUGAAGAUUUAUGGCUUAAAAGUGGUUGAGGGUGAUCUUGUCCUCUCAGAAGAAAAUGAUGAAAGCAUUUCCCUGAAUAACAAGGUUCAUGUAGUCACUGCUUCAGAAGAGUCAGCUAGAAAAUAUUCUAUAUACCAGGUGGUUCUUCCAAUGGUGGGACAUAGUAUCAAGUAUCCCAGUAAUAAAGUUGGAGAGUGGUACCAUGAAAGACUUUCUAAGGAUGAACUGGAAAUGUGCAAAUUCAGAGUGUCACCAUUACAGCUGAAUAUACCUGGAUGCUACCGACUCAUUUUGAAAAAUGUUCAGAAUCUCUCAUAUUUUUUGGAAGGUGGUGAAAAAGGGAUCAAAAUUGAGGACAACCAUCUGAAUGAUUUAAAAGUCUCUCUUCAUAUAUCAUUUGACCUUGAUCCUUCAUGUUAUGCAACAGUCUGUCUGAGAGAAAUAAUGAAAUGUGACUUUUAAGAUUCCACUUAAUUGCAGGAAUUUUGUACAAUGUUUAUAUUUUAUGUGUAAUGCCAAGAACAUAAGGGAGAAGAACAGGUUCAAGUCAUGAACAGGAAAAAUUUGUAGAUUGAGAUUCAUACAGAUCAGGAAAAAAACUCACGCAAAUCCUUUGGAACACUCAAAAAACUUUCCAAACUCUAAAUGCAAAGCCUUGAAAGCAUUGGAGUAAAGCUAUAUGUUAUACCAGGCAGGUCUAACAGAACUUAAAGAAACCAUGGGCAGCUAGCAUGAAUUUCCUCUUUGCAUAGAUAUCUGACUUGCAGAGUUAAAUCCUGGAAACGUAUUUCCAGCAAACAAAUAUAUCUUGUAUUUCAUAGUAUUUUUCUUUACUGUUUUAUACUAAAUGCUGUUCAAGCAAUAAUGUUAGACGUUUGCAGCCUACAGGUAUGUAACUGAAAAGUUAUUGUACUGAGGUUCGCUAAAUAUAUUUUAUUUUCAUUUUAUUUAGGCACUUAAUGUUAAAAGGUAAAAGUCCUUAGUCAACAGUGACAAGUCAUCUGUUGCUUUAUCAGACAUUCAAUGAAUCUCCCAACUUAAGUCAAUGCUAAGGAUUCCAGGAUUAAGUAAUGCAUAGUUGUUAAUGCCUUUUCCAGUAAGCUCCUCAAGAUGAGGUGAGUACUUAACAUCAUUGAAAAACCAUUUAUAAUAAAACCAAAACUAUGUUAUAUUGUUUACAGGAUAAAGAGUCUAUUCCUGUUACUGUGAAGCCUUAUGGUAGCACAAAACAAAUUAAUUGAACCAACUGUGGGAUAAAAAAGCUUUUCUUUCUUGAUUAAAAAUAAAAAAAAGGCCGUUAACUGUGAUAAAAAUGAAUGGAUUUGUGAAAAAGGGGAGAACAAAAAAAACAUAAUUUACCUUGACUUUAGCAAGGUGUUUGGCAGUGUCCCACAAUAUUUACAUUGUGAAACCAAGUUAGGAUGUAUCGGUUUGGAUGGGUGGGCAGCCAGAUGGGUAAAACGUGGAUGAUGAGGUUCAGGGAGUAGUGAUUAACAGGUCAUCCUCUACCUGGAAUGAGUGUCACUGGGAUAUCUUCUGGGCCCCAUCCUGUUUAAUGUCUUUGUCAGUGGCCUGGACAAGGGAAUGGAGUUCACCUUCAUGACUCUGAAGGGGACACCAAAUUGAGGGAUCAGACGGAUAUUGUGGAGGAUCAGGCUGCUGUUCAGGGCAACUGAGACAUGCUGAAGGAACAGGCCAGCAGAACCAUAUGACAUUCAAGAAAAACAAAUGCAAAGUGCUGCCUGUGGUAAGGAAGCACCCAUGCAGCAGCCCAGGCUGGUGAGCAGCUCUGCAGGAAUGGCCCCAGGAACCUGGUGGGCAGCUGAACAUGAGCCAACUAUGUGCCUUGGCAGCAAGAAUGACCAACAGCCUCCUGGAAUGUGUUAGCAGGGGCACAACCAGUAGGUCAAGGGAAGGUAUUACAUCUCAUUGUUCAGUACUUGUUGGAUCACAUUUAACCUCUACAUUCAGUUUUGGUGCCCAGCACAAGAAAAAGAUAAAUAAACUGGACCAAGCUCAGUGGAGGGCCUCUGAGCUAUUACGGGACUGGAGUCCUUGCCAUUGAGGACAUGCUAAAGGAACUAGGCCUCUUCAACCUGGAGAAGAUACAGCUUGGGGGAGAACCAACAAUAGCUCUCCAGUAUCUGUGAGGAGGUUAGCAAGAAGAUGGAGCCAGGCACAGUGUGGCAGGAGGUGUUAUGUUCCACUCUACAAGGCAGAAGUAGCUUUUGUUUUUCUGCUAAUAAAUCCCUUGGGGUGAAUUAAAGUAAAUCUAAACCAGAUAAUCAGUGGUUACAGAUAUAGAUAUAUGUAUA
Molecule: messenger RNA, 4271 nt
Organism: Neopelma chrysocephalum (saffron-crested tyrant-manakin)
Lineage: Eukaryota; Metazoa; Chordata; Aves; Passeriformes; Pipridae
Gene: PUS7L
Product: pseudouridine synthase 7 like
Exons: 8
Coding region: 331-2418 (695 amino acids)
Biological process (GO): pseudouridine synthesis
Cellular component (GO): nucleus
Molecular function (GO): pseudouridine synthase activity; RNA binding
Source: RefSeq, a predicted model, not a curated record